AUGGGAAAUAGAACAUCUAUAUUCAAUAAAGAUAAGAUAAUUGAUGAAAAAAAAGGAAUGUGUGAUCUACAAGAAAAAACAUAUUAUCAAAGAGUUGAUUCAAAUAUAUGGAAACCAUUUAAUAAUGCUAUUUCAUUAAAAAAUAAUAAACGACCAACUCGUGAUAGCUAUAUGGAUAGAACAGCAGUUCAAACGAUUAUUCAUUAUAUGUAUAAUUAUAAUAAUGACGAAUUUAAUUAUAAUUUCUAUACACCAGCAAACAUCGAUGAAGAAUUAUUAGAGCUUUCAAUAUUAAUAACUAAUCAACCUAAAGAAUUUUUGAAUCUUCAGCCUCAUCCUUUAUUUGAACAUAUAUCUAAGGAUCUUUCUAUGUAUAUUUCUUCUAAAAAAAACAUACCAGUUAGGACACCAGUUGUUUUUAAAAUAUCACCAAGUUUUAAAGCUGAAUUAAAGAUUAAAUCAAAUAUUUCAGUAGAUCCUUUAUCAGACAAUCUUUUUCAUUUGAAUCACAAACGUUUUGAUAGACAAGAAAAACAUAUUCGAAAUAUUGAAUAUGAAAGAUUUACAUAUGAUCGACUUUAUUUAGAGCAGAAAAUUGAUCAACUUAAUGGGUCGAAUUGGAAAAAAGUUGUAAUGGCUAUUUCUAAAAUUACAGGUUGCAAAGAUCCAUUGGAAAUUCAAAGACAAUAUAUUAUUGAAAGAUUGGAACAAGUUCUGAAAAAAUUUGAUUCUUGGAGAAAGCUUCAAUUAGAACAUAAAAAAAGAACAAGGAGCCAUAUUAAUUUAAAUAAAAAUUCUAUUUCAAAAGCUAACAAAACAUUUUUUUCAAAAAAUCAUUUAAAAAAGAAACUAAACAGUGAAAUUUCAGAAAUUGCUCCUCUUAUAACUGAAAAAAUAAAUAAUGAUGAAUUGAAUACUGAUAAACAUAUCCAAAAAAAGCGAAAAAAAUCAAAGAGUUCAUCAGAUUCCCUAAAUAAUAAUAUAACCAUGCCAUUAUUUUAUACAGUACCUGAAGAUGAGUCUAAUAAGAGUAAAGAUCUAUCUAUUAAGAAUAAAGAUACGUAUAUUGAAGAUAAAAAUAUGCCAAAUGAGAAUACUCAUGUUGAAAAUAAGGAUACACCUAUUAAGAAUGGACCUGUAAAAGUUCAGAAAAAAAAGACUAAUAAAAUUGUAUAUUCGACUAGAAAUAAAAAAGGCUUAACAUUUAUUAAAUCACCUCAUAUAAGAGAAGCCAUUACAAAUAACUGGCGAAGAAGCAACAGAAUUAUAUUGGCAUUUGGGCAGCCGCUUCCUAAAAUAACUACAAAAGUUCAGGAAUUUUCUUUACCAUUCGAAAUUUUGGAAGGGUCACAGAAAUAA
Molecule: messenger RNA, 1359 nt
Organism: Pneumocystis murina B123
Lineage: Eukaryota; Fungi; Ascomycota; Pneumocystomycetes; Pneumocystales; Pneumocystaceae
Exons: 3
Coding region: 1-1359 (452 amino acids)
Cellular component (GO): SAS acetyltransferase complex
Molecular function (GO): histone acetyltransferase activity
Source: RefSeq, a predicted model, not a curated record